This is a messenger RNA of Centruroides sculpturatus (bark scorpion), 678 nucleotides long. RefSeq names its product zinc metalloproteinase nas-6-like. Gene Ontology annotation, molecular function: metalloendopeptidase activity; zinc ion binding. The record is from RefSeq and is a predicted model, not a curated record. NCBI's taxonomy places the organism in Eukaryota, Metazoa, Arthropoda, Arachnida, Scorpiones, Buthidae. The transcript has 6 exons. Gene Ontology annotation, biological process: proteolysis. The coding region runs from base 1 to 678 and encodes 225 amino acids.
AUGUACCCAGUCGAUCUACCAACCGAAGCUUUACAAAACCCUGAUCUUUUUCUAGGAGACAUUAUGGGAAUGGAAGAUAAUGAAAUGAGAAAUGCGAUAAAACCUUCACGUCGAUGGAAUAGUGGGAUAGUGCCUUAUACAAUCCACAGAUCUUCAGAAAAUAUGAAGUAUUUAAUCACAAAAGCAAUGAACCACAUUAAUAAUGCAACAGGAGGAUGCAUCACUUUCAAAGAAAGACAAUAUGAACCAGAUUAUAUUGUAUUCAUUAACGGAAACGGAUGUUCCUCUUAUGUUGGUCGAGUUAAAGGUGAACAACACCUAUCUCUCGGAGAAAAAUGUAAAUACGUAGGUACCAUUGUGCAUGAAAUUGUUCACGCACUCGGCUUCUACCACGAACAGAAUCGAUCUGAUAGAGACGAUCAUCUCAUUAUUUACUGGAAGAAUAUAGAAGAUAAGUAUGUAGAUCAAUUUAAACUUCUUGAUCGGAAUUUAAUUACUAUUUAUAAUGAUUUUGAUCCCGAAUCUAUCAUGAUUUAUGGAAAUUAUGCGGCUUCUAAGGAUAGUAAGUCGAUGACUAUGGAAGCUAAAUCAGGAGUACAGCUGCUAUCACCGUUUCAGAAGAGUGGUUUAUCUCCCAGCGAUGUUUACAGAAUCAAAAGGUUGUACGAAUGUCAAUAA